GUCAUUAUGAAGGAGAUCGGUUAAAUGAAUACAAAGAGUUUCCGAGGGCAGUGAGUGGGGCUCGAAUCGAAUUAGAAAUCGAAUAGUUAUCGAAUACAAUCGUAUCGUAUCGAAUCGAAUCGAAGUCAUCUCGUCUCGCUUUUUUUCUCCCGUCGUCUGUUCUUCAACGCUCUUUCAACAUAAUCAAGUCCCAACUAUGGAUAUUAAUAGUUCUAAUUACAAUUAAUUAUCAAUAGCAAUCUACGAUUCAAAUUAAUUAAACAAAUACAUAUUCAAAUACCAAAAAUAAAAGUUAAAAACUCGGCUAAGCCACAGAAAAGCAAUAAGCCGACUGUGUGAAAAGAAAAUUCCCAUAUCGUCAAUAAAUCGCCUUCCUGCCCUAAGCACUAUAUCAACAAUAACAACAACCACACUAACAACUAUCAAAACAACAACAAGAAAAUAAAAAAUAAAAAAAAAAAACAAAGAAAACAAAACAAAUAACAAUAACAACAACAAAGUCUACCAAAAAGCAAUCGAACAUAGCGAAUAAAAAAAUAAAUGUUGUACAUAACUACGGAUACACUGUAAAUAAAUUGUAUGCAAUUACCUCUAAAAAACAUAGCCAAAAACAAAAAAAAAGUAGAGUUUAAAAAGUAAUUUUUUUGCAAAAAAAAGGCCUAAUAUUCCUUGUCUGUUUAUAUUGAAUAAAAAAAAAAUGAUUUUUCCAAAGAUUAUAAUUAAGAAUACUCCACUUUAAAGGUUUUUGGUUUUGAGAUAAUCGAUAGAUUCGAUUAUAAUCGAUAAGUAAUCGGUUCAUUGACAGAAUCUUUGGCCAGCAAAAUUUAGCUAGAAGACAAAAUAUACAAGGAGACGAUUUUUUUGAAUUAAAGCAACAAACUAAAAAUAAAAAAUAACAACAACCCAACAAUAAUUAGCAAUAAAAAAUUCAAUUUGGUUAACAAAACAACGGAAGACCCCCUUUAAAAAAAUAAAUUAAGAGAGAGAGAGAGAGAGAGGAUAAGGAUAAGAAAAAGGAUAAGUUGUACGCCCAUUGUGAUUCUUAAUUUUAGACAUAUUAGGCCAAGAAACAAGCCAGAAACCAAAGAAGCAACCAAAAGUUAAACCAAGAACAGGAGAAUCCUUGCUCACAAAUUAGAAGAAAAAAAAAUAAAAGUAACAGCGAGCAAAACGACCAAAAAGGCUGCUUCCAAAAAAGCAUUAAAAAAGCAUUAAAAAAGCAAAGGAAAAGCAUUGAAAAAGCAAGAGCAACAUCAGCCGCCCAAGCAUAGCAAGUCUCUUAGUUCAAUUCCAUCCAAAAGUUAAAAAUAAAAACACUAAAAGGAUUCUCAAGAGAAAUUCUACAAAAAUACUCUACUUAUUUUAAUUUCGAAAAAAGGAUAAAGAAAUAAGGAUAAGGCAUCCAACUAUCGUCUCUCUCAAACUGAAACUGAUAAUUUUUCAUUGGAAACUUCUCCUCAACGCCCAAGGUUUCUUCUCGAAAAUCGCGAGUGCGUUUCAAUACAACUAUAACUAUAUAUACACUUACAAAAUAACUAUACAAUUUCGAUCCGAGGCCAAGGAGGUGACGACCAACAGCCGCCAAGAUGACCAUGUGGCAGAGUGGCGGCAUGGGAGGCCAUGGCUCCCAGAACAAUCCAUGGAUGAAGCUGAUGGGCAUUGUCCACAAGGAGCGACGCCACACGGACAAUGUCCAGAGCCAGUCGGGUUCCAACGAGCGCAACUUGAACCAGUCUUUGCCCAAAUUGAGCAGUCAAGACGAAGAAGGGGGGGCUGGUCAUGGCUUUGGUGGCGGACCGCAACACUUUGAACCCAUUCCUCACGAUCAUGAUUUCUGCGAAAGAGUCGUUAUAAAUGUAAGCGGAUUAAGGUUUGAGACACAACUACGAACGCUAAAUCAAUUCCCGGACACACUGCUUGGGGAUCCGGCUCGGAGAUUACGGUACUUUGACCCGCUUAGAAAUGAAUAUUUUUUUGACCGUAGUCGACCGAGCUUCGAUGCGAUUUUAUACUAUUAUCAGAGUGGUGGCCGACUACGGAGACCGGUCAAUGUCCCUUUAGACGUAUUUAGUGAAGAAAUAAAAUUUUAUGAAUUAGGUGAUCAAGCAAUUAAUAAAUUCAGAGAGGAUGAAGGCUUUAUUAAAGAGGAAGAAAGACCAUUACCGGAUAAUGAAAAGCAAAGGAAAGUCUGGCUGCUCUUCGAGUAUCCAGAGAGUUCGCAAGCCGCCAGAGUUGUAGCCAUAAUUAGUGUAUUUGUUAUAUUGCUAUCAAUUGUUAUAUUUUGUCUAGAAACAUUACCCGAAUUUAAGCAUUACAAGGUGUUCAAUACAACAACAAAUGGCACAAAAAUCGAGGAAGACGAGGUGCCUGACAUCACAGAUCCUUUCUUCCUUAUAGAAACGUUAUGUAUUAUUUGGUUUACAUUUGAACUAACUGUCAGGUUCCUCGCAUGUCCGAACAAAUUAAAUUUCUGCAGGGAUGUCAUGAAUGUUAUCGACAUAAUCGCCAUCAUUCCGUACUUUAUAACACUAGCGACUGUCGUUGCCGAAGAGGAGGAUACGUUAAAUCUUCCAAAAGCGCCAGUCAGUCCACAGGACAAGUCAUCGAAUCAGGCUAUGUCCUUGGCAAUAUUACGAGUGAUACGAUUAGUUCGAGUAUUUCGAAUAUUUAAGUUAUCUAGGCAUUCGAAGGGUUUACAAAUAUUAGGACGAACUCUGAAAGCCUCAAUGCGGGAAUUAGGUUUACUUAUAUUUUUCUUAUUUAUAGGCGUCGUACUCUUCUCAUCGGCGGUUUAUUUUGCGGAAGCUGGAAGCGAAAAUUCCUUCUUCAAGUCCAUACCCGAUGCAUUUUGGUGGGCGGUCGUUACCAUGACCACCGUUGGAUAUGGUGACAUGACACCCGUCGGUGUUUGGGGCAAGAUUGUGGGAUCACUGUGUGCCAUUGCUGGUGUGCUGACCAUCGCACUGCCGGUGCCGGUCAUCGUCAGCAAUUUCAACUACUUCUAUCACCGCGAAACGGAUCAGGAGGAGAUGCAGAGCCAGAACUUUAAUCACGUUACUAGUUGUCCAUAUUUGCCAGGUACAUUAGGUCAACACAUGAAGAAAUCAUCAUUGUCCGAGUCCUCAUCGGAUAUGAUGGAUUUGGACGAUGGUGUCGAGUCCACGCCGGGAUUAACAGACACGCAUCCAGGACGCAGUGCAUUGCAGGCUCCAUUUUUGGGAGCACAGCAGCAACAGCAGCAGCAGCAACAGCAGCAGCAAAUGCAACAGCAACAGCAACAGCAAUUGCAGCAACCUGUUGCAUCGACUUCGAUGUCGAUGUCUCUCGAUAAACAGUUGCAGCAUCCGCUGCAGCAGUCACAGCAGCAACUGUACCAGCAACAACAGCAACAGCAACAGCAGCAGCAGCAGCAGAACGGCUUCAAGCAACAGCAGCAGCAGCAACAGCUGCAGCAGCAUCACACAAUAAGCGCAGCAGCUAGCGCAGCAGCGGGCAGCAGCAGCAGCGGCCUCACCAUGAGGCACAAUAAUGCCCUGGCCGUUAGCAUUGAGACCGACGUUUGACUACUGGUGCAAAAGACGUUACGUGGUAUAAAUUUGGCCUUGACAGGAGUUACGUUGGAUGCCAGAAACGACUACAAAAGCUGUUUAUAUUUAAUUUAAGUAGAACAAAUAACAAACAAAUUUAAUCUAUUACUAAAUUAAAUUUAAUCUAAAUUUAAAUCUAAAUUAAUUUAAAAUUAAUUUAACUAAAUUAUACACUUAACGAUAAAAAACCAAAAACCAACCAUCACAAAAUCCAAAAAAAUCCAGAAGAAAUGAAAGCGUAAGGGAAGUACCAGAAAUAAAAGCGAGUAGUAUGGCAUAAUAACGAUAAAAAUAAAAGUUAUAACUAAUUAAAAUCCAAACCAGCAUAAACAUCGAAGGCAUGAAGAAAAGCAGCCAAAAUAAAUAUUAAAAAUAUAAUUAAAAAAUAAAUUGAAUAACAAAGCCCAGAAGCUACAGACCGGUACUGUAAAUAAAUGCAAAAUAAAUGUUUAUGCUCACAGAACACACAUAACAAGCAUUACGUAUUUUAGAGAACAAGAGAAAAAGCUUUAGGAAAAAGGAGUACAGAAAGGUGAAUGCUCCAAGGACGAAGGAUUCACACACACACACACACACUCUCACACUCAGCCGCACUCACAUACCUAUACGAACAUCCAAAAAUAUAGAAAAACUGCCGUAAUAUUUAACAGAAAAGAGUAAAAUCAAGGAAACCCAUUUGUAUAGUCAUCGAUCGAGGAGAGGAAACCCCGGAAGAAAAUCUGCUUUUAAAUGUGUCAGGAAAUAAUCAUUUAACUAACUUAGCUAACUUAACUAAAAACUAAAAUCUAAAAUUAUACACACGUACAUAUAUGUUCUAGAUGUAUGUAUAUGUCUAUAACCUAAAGAAAAUACUCACUCCUCUUAACUGAUUUUUGUUUUUUGACUAAAACAAGCUUAAUGGAAAACUGUACCCUCCAAAAUACCAAAAAAAUACUAUACCACCCCACCCGAAAGUACCGAAAACCGAAUACCGAAACCCGUAUCAGCUACGAUUUUCCUCCUGCUUCGAUCCCCCCGAAUAAUAUCGAAAUAAAAAGUACAAAUAUUCAACUAAAAGCAAAUAGUUAAUGUUUAAAUAAUACAAGCUCUGCCGAACAUGGAUAUUAGUAGAAUAAAUUGGAUUGCUCGUAGCAGAUCAGCUCAAUCAUGAUUGUUUAAAGAGAGAAAUGAGUAAAGAAAUUGAAGGAAAAUUAAAUGGAGAGUUGCCGACAACCGCUACAACAAAGAAAGAAAACCAGAAAACGCUCUUAUGAUUUUUGUAAUGAAAGCAAACUAUCAAAUAUAUAGAUACAAACGAAAUGAAAAGCUGAACGAUAUAGUAUACCACUAAUAGAAUAGUUCGACUGAAUUGCAAAGUCUAGAGAUCAAAAGCCCCAAAAACCUCUGGCGAAAAAAGAAACAUAAUCGUUGACUGAACUAUGCAGAUUUCGAAGUUUGCAUUAAAUGUAUAAAAAAAAACAAAGAGAAACUAUAAAUAUAUAUUUAUAAAUAUAUAUAGAUAUAUAAAUAUUUAUAUAUAUUUAUAAAUAUAUUGCAAAAACCUGUAUAUAUACGAAGAGCAGCCAGUCGAUAUUGAUGAAAAAAAGAUCACAUCAUUCAAGUGUAAAUUUAAAAAAGUAAAGCUUUGAAAACCGUCCACGCACACACACACACACACAAAAGCACACACACUUACACACACAGACCAGAACAAAAAACCGCGAAUUUUUUUUAAGGGCCUAGGUGGAGAAUUAAAAACUAAAAAAUAAAGGGCUCGAGAGUCAAAGAGAAUGCCAGUCGAAAAAAUCCGGAGGAGCAGAGCAAAAAAUGAGAGAAAGUGCCUUAAGGAAUAUGAUGAACUGGCCCGGGACUUUAGGCCCUCCCCCUUUCUGCCUACGCCCCUGCAACUGAUCCUUUCCCAACCCUAAAUGCCCCCAAAACCAAGAGCCAACCCAACUCGAAGCCAACUUUAGCUUUUUGCAAUUCAGUGGAACCACUAACCGAACAAUAAAACAAUGUGUCACAGUGGAGCCUAGCUGAAAACGGAAAGACAAAAGACAAAAGGUGGCCAGGCACUGUAAAUAAAGGACUUGCAACACUGUGGCAACCAACUAACUGUAAAUACUCUCCUAGCAAAGAAAGAGAAUACUCUACACAGAAAAAAAAAAAAAAUAAAAUAAAAUAAAAUAAAUAAAGCCAAGACCCUCAACUUGCAACAACGCUAUUUUGUACAAAAAAAAAAUAAAAUAAAAUAAAAUAUAAAUGAUAAAAAAUUAAGAACUAACAAAGAGGCGUAAAGAAGAGGCAAAGCAACACUCACACUCACACACACCCACGCAUACUUACACUCGAAGAAAACAGAACGUCAUUUAAAUUGUACUGUACGUAGUCAUACCAGAAAGUAUCUGUAUCUAGAAGCAACCAAGAGAGUAAUGCGAUGAAUAGGCACUAGGAAAAUGGUCCAGACGAUAAGAAGAAUAUAACCAAUAAAGAAAACAAAAAAAAAAUAUAAAUAAAUAAAUAAAAUAUGGAGAAAAGGAAACACCAAAUGGAAUGAGAAAGAAUAUAACUAAUAAAGAAGAAGCUUAACGAAAAGAGAACCGCUUACUUAAGAUUAGAUUUUAUGAUUUAGAAUGAGCAGAUGACGAGAAUGAACGGAUAAUUAGCUUCAUAGAUAACAGAGAUAUGUAGAUAUCAGAUACAAGAUACAAGAAAACCGAAACACGAUAAGCCGAUAGAACCGAUAAACCCGCUAGCCCGAUAGCCGAUAGACGAUAGCCGAUAUUAAUAGCAAGAUAUCAGAUAUCAGAAUACAAGGAGCCGAGUGUAAAGUAAGGUUGUUUUUUUUCCUAGCCUUAAUCUAGACAAAUGAAUAAAUUUAGCGAAAGAAUAAAACACAUAACUGUAAAUGAGUCUAAGGAUAACCGAUGUAUAGCAGAAUUUAGUAUUUGACUUUUUAAUUUUAUUAUUACAAUUAUACGUUCACAUUUUUGUCCUACAUUUUAAGACUUUGAUUUAAUCACAAACAAAAUGAGCCACUAUAAUUAAAGAAGCAAAAAAAAACCAAAUAAAAUUCUAAAAAAAAAAACAAAAACAGACAGAAAACAAAUCGUGUUAAUAUUUACCUAUGAAAGCUUAAAACCAAGAAUGAAAAAAAACUGAAAAUACCAAAAAAAUGAAAAAAACAAAAAAAAAAAUUUUGGAAUAAAUGUGUUCAGCAAAAGAAAUGUUAUUAUAUGUUUAAAUAAAAUUACAAUUAAUUGGAGAUGAACAGAAAAAUUUAAUGUAAUUAAAUUGAGCUAAGUACACGAGUAAAAAAUUCUAAACAAUUUCAAAUUGUAUAUAUGUAUACACAGCAUAAAAAUACCACAAAACCAACUCACACACAUAGGUAUAUAUUCUAUAUAUAUAUGGCCUAUAGCAUAUAUAUAUCUAUGUAUAUGCUGAAACCGAAUUAAAAGCUAGCUAAUCGCAGACAACAAAAUAUUUAAAAAGUAACAAAUACCCUUGAAAAUACCAAAGAAUUACACUCACACACACACACACUCGAGAGAUGAUCUAGAAGAAGACGAUCAAGAUGGUGAUCAAGAUGAAGAAGAUAACGGAACCCCAAAUGCUGAUCCAAUCCGAUCCGAUCCGAUCCCAACAAUAAGAAAAGCAAAAACAAAAAAAAUCGAAGCAAAUAAAUUUGAGAAAAGUUUUUGAAGCGUUUUUUAUUUCGCACAGUUCACUGUGCCGCCUUGUAAAUAACAAAUACCAAAAACCAAUAAAUACCAAAACAAAAUAAGAGUAUUUACUACUUUGUAACUGUAAAUUUCGUUUUGCCAACGUAUUUUUGCGACGUAUCCGUCUUAUUCCAUUCCGUUCCGUUCCGUAUAUAUAUAAUUUUUUUUUUGUAUUUAAAAAGUAGAUCCGUAGUUAGUUGAGGAAUUUCUGUCGAGCUAGGAUCUAGUUUUUUAUACUUAGUUAUUACUGUAACUGUAUUAGCUGACGCUCAAAACAAAAGAAUACCACAGGCACAGUAGAGCCUCGUUGUUUGCUGUUUUCCUUUCGCAUUUAAAUUAUAAUACUGAUCAUUUUUUUUAAAUUAGAAACAACCAAGGCUCUGCUGGUGGUAUUACCAAAAAAGAAAAACAAAAAAAAAUUGAAAUUCUAAUUGUAAAUAAUCCAUAAUUUUUUCUUGUUAUUUUGUGAGCUAAUCUUAAAUUAUUCAGUCAGCCAAUCAGCCAAUAAAAUGAAAUUCUAAAAACAUACACUCACACACACAUUAAAUAUCGAAUCGAAAGUGGAAUUUACAAGAAACGCAUUUUCUAAGUUCGGUUUUUGAAUUAGUUUUCGUAUUUUACGCUUUAACUAUUAUGCUCUACUCGAAUCAACUCUACGCUAUUCAAAACUCAACUCUAGUCUAGCCUAACUCUAAUCCAAAACAAAAAAUACUAAAAAGUAAAACAAAUUGCAUUCAAAAACCUUUAAAAAAUACACACACUCGAAAAAAUACCAAGACGAUAUACUCUUUUGAACGGAGAUCCAGAGGCGAAGAAGCAGACAUAUCGUUGUAAAGCAAACAAAAAAAAAAGAAAAGAAGAAAAUUAAGUUACGAUAACCAAACGCUCAGAGUCAUGAGAAUAAAUCAUACAAAAAUAUCCAGUUAAUAAACACGUAAUUAUUUUUCAAAAUAUUUAAACACUAAACACUAAACAACAAACACUCGACUUCUUCAAUUUAAACCAAAAACAAUCUUUUCAAGUUUUCCAUUAAAUUUAAUUGCAAACCUAACGAAGCAAAGAAAAUCUUAAUACACAUACGUAAAACAAAAAAAUUAAUAAAAAUAAUUAAAAACCUUUUGAUUGAAACAAAAACACAUUUACCAUAUGGCUAUAUAGUACGAGUAAAUCAAAACAUAAACCAAAAAAACGAAAAACCAAAAAAGAAUCUUUCAAAAUCUUCUCAAUGCUUCAAAAAAAAAAACCAAAUAAAAUUUCUAUUAAGGACAAAGACUGCAAAUAGAGAUUUAAAAAAAAACAAGUACACGUACAUAUAUAUAGAAGAAGAAAACGAAAAAAAAAAACAGAAAGAAAUUUUUAUUAAUUGAUUUUUAAUUCUAAUUUGGCCUUGAUUCAACCUACCAAGAAAAUAAGUUUAGGUUUAGUUAGAACCGAAGCGAUACAGACCGGACAGAACUGAAAUGAAUCGAACUUUCAAUUUUGAAAUUAAAAGCCUCUCACAGCAAAUUCCAGAAAUAGUUUAAAAAACAUAUAACAGAAGAAAAACAAUAACAGAAUAACAGAACAGAAGAAAAUCAAAGCCACAGGCCACAGAUAAUACCAAAACACAAUAAUCCCCAAAAUAGAGCAGAACGAACAAUUUAGUAUUACGCCUAAUAAGAUAUUACAAAAAGAAAAGAAACCAAAAAACAAAAAAAAAUGAAACAAAAACCUAAAACUCACUCAAAAAUUAAACAAAAAAAAAUGGAAAACAAAACAAAAAUGGAAAUGUUGUUAAGAUUAAAAUGAAAUGUUUUAUAAUCGUUAUUCAAUAAAAAUAAAAAAAUAAAAAAUAAAUUUCCAAAAAAAAAGCAUUAACCCAAACAAAAUUCGAACAAUUCUAGUUAUAAUCUUCCCCAUAUCCUUAGUCCCCAUUUUUAGACUAGUUGGUAGUCCUCGUAGAGUAUAUACAUUUUCGGGUAAAAAUUCUCUUAAAUUUUUGGGCAGCAAUAGAGUUAGUAAAUCACUAUCGUAACUGUAAGCUUAGACUCUAGAUUAAUAGAUCUAAGUUAAGAGGUUUGUUCCUUUUUUUAUCAAACACGCAGACAGACAAUCCUAAAAACAUACAAGAAAGCACUCAUGCCAGUAGCACCAUUCCAUUAAAGACAUUUUCUAGCGUAGUUUUAGCCACAAACCACAAGCCCCAACCCCCCCAAAUAAUACCCCAAAAACACACACACAACAACAAAAACAAAGUACAUACAUGUCUUCAUAAAAAGAAACGCAUGACAUGUCGGCAUUUAAUGUCGAGACAUGUCGAGUGCAAAAAAAAUACUAAAAAGAGUAUAAAAGUAACAAGUAUUAAUAUGAGAAAGUCCACUUCUUGGAAAGUUGAAGUCCUAACAGGUCAGGUCCCGGCCCGGCAGUCAAAAGCGAUGCUAAUAAGCCCCAAUAAAAAUACCAGCGAACGAAACGCUUCAACGCUCCUGCGCCAGCCUGCUAUCGUUAACCUUAAUCGUUAUCGCUAUCGCUCUGCCCCAUUAUUGCUGCAAAUAUAACAACAACAACAACUACUAUGUAUAAUGCUACAGCAACAACAACUAGCAGCAGCAACAACAACAACAACAAUUAAGACAACAACAACAACUACGGCGGAACAACAAGAACAACAACGAAGAACUUGCAGUUCUCUCAACAAUAAUUUUUUUGCUGAGACUGCACGGCUCCUGCUUCUGCUCCUAAGUCCCGUUUCCCUGUGCUUCCCGAUUCCGGUGCAUGUGCAAUCAGUUGCUAUAACUAUAUAUAUUUGCUAAAUAUAUAUACAAUACCAAAAUAUCCAAUCGAAAUCGAAUGAUAUUGAUAUUGAUAUUUGACAUUGAGAUCGCGACAGAACCAGAAUCAGAUCGCAGCAAAUCCAAGCAAAGCAAAUCAAACAAAAAAACUAAAGCAAAACAAAAAAAAAAUUAUAUAGAAACCAAAAGCAAAUGCAAAUCAAAACAAAAAAAUUUAAACGCAAUAGCAAAAAAAAAAUAUAUAUAAAAAAAAACAUACACAAAGGGCGCACGCUUAGCACAUUUGCAUAAAAUACCAACUUACUUGCUAUAUUUCCACUUCCCACCAAAAAAAAAAAAAAUCAACCCACAGACAUACAAAACAAACACAUACACUACAAACAAACAAACAUAAAAAGGAAUGCAUUUUACACCAAGAGGAGUUUUUUGGCUUUCUACUCACUUUGAACACGUUUUUUUCUCUCGCUUUGAUUUUGAUUUCGUUCCUUGAGCAUUAAUCUCAGCAACUACUCUUUGCCUUACGUACGAUCGCUUAACUAUACCUAAUCUCUAUAUAAUACACCAGAAAAAGAACACACACACACUCAGAGAAAAAAGACACACAGCUAAGGCGGCAAGUUUAGACCUAAAUUUGCCCAUCAGCUUUUGAAAGUUCAUCCAUCAUCCACCAUAUUCUGUCAUUAAGCCAUCAAACUCAUUGUCAUUGCACCUUAAAAAGAAAAAAAUUCCAGAAAAAAAAUACUAAAGCACACACGAAGUACAGUCAGAUCGAACCGAAUCAUGCAUCCAAAUCCAAACCAAAACAAAUAAGGUACAGUCAGACAGUCAACUUAAAUACACGAUUCAAAAUACAGUGAAUACUCGAAAAACAUCGUCGCUGAUGAAGGAAUCGAACCAAGCACGAAGACGACACAAGUACCAAGGAAGAAGACGCCAUUGAAAGAAGAGAAAUGAAAAUGAUGAAGACCGAAGGAUCAAGGAUGUUUGUGCUAUGUGUCUCCCUCCCAACUCCUGUCAGUGUGUGUGUGUGUGUGCCACAACGUUAACCGUUAACCGUUAACCGAUAACCGAUAAACCGACUCGAAACCGAUCGGUUCGGUUCGAUUUGCUUUGGUUUUUCAAACACACAUCUCUAUAUCUCUAUGUAUAUUCAUUUUAUGUCAAGUUUAACAGCGACGACGCCAAACGCCGGCACAUUUUGUUUAUUCCAUUUGGCAAUAAGUACGCUUCGGUUUUUUGUUAGCCAAAACCAGCUAUCCACCCAUAAUCUAAAUAUCAAUAACCUAUCUAUGUAAACCACAAUGAUUUUAUCUUUUUGUCUCUAUCAGAUUUUUAGUUUAUUCUUUUCUUUUUUGACGAGAUUUCAUUUUGAGAUUCAGACUAUUCAAUUUUUGAAUUUAAAUUUAAUUUUGAUUUUGAUUUAGAUUUGAGUUGAGUUUAGUUUUAGUUAUCGGAGCCCACCCAUCCUAAAAAAAAAAAAGGAAGAUAACACCCCACCCUAGAACCACCCCACCAUUUCCCACCAAAAAAAAAAAAACGAAAUGCUUUCAAUGUUCGCAUAUACUGAAUACCAAAUACCAAAUACUAAAUACUUAAUACUGAAUACCAAUAACAAUACCCGAUACUUAUACCAACGCCAAAUACCUAGUUGAGUCCUUUUGUUUUUUGCUUUCUCUCUUCAGUUAAACGUAAGCCCACCCCCACCCACCUCUAUUGUAUAACUAAC
This is a messenger RNA of Drosophila ananassae, 11788 nucleotides long. It is a transcript of the gene shaker, whose product is annotated as potassium voltage-gated channel protein Shaker. Gene Ontology annotation, biological process: protein homooligomerization; potassium ion transmembrane transport. The coding region runs from base 1587 to 3563 and encodes 658 amino acids. The transcript is spliced from 14 exons. Lineage: Eukaryota; Metazoa; Arthropoda; Insecta; Diptera; Drosophilidae. The record is from RefSeq and is a predicted model, not a curated record. Gene Ontology annotation, cellular component: voltage-gated potassium channel complex; membrane. Gene Ontology annotation, molecular function: delayed rectifier potassium channel activity; protein binding.